Scylla paramamosain (green mud crab) is the source of this 2849-nucleotide messenger RNA. RefSeq lists its product as uncharacterized. Gene Ontology annotation, molecular function: GTP binding; GTPase activity. Bases 1 to 1833 code for a protein of 610 amino acids. NCBI's taxonomy places the organism in Eukaryota, Metazoa, Arthropoda, Malacostraca, Decapoda, Portunidae. Gene Ontology annotation, cellular component: mitochondrion. The transcript has 16 exons. The record is from RefSeq and is a predicted model, not a curated record.
AUGAGCAUGCUGGCGGCGCUGUUCACGGGCCCCAAGCUGGAGGAGGCGCGCCUGGAGGGCAGCAGGGAGGAGCCGCGGAGCCGUCAGUCCCGCUCCCCGGCGCCCCGCAGCCUGCACAGCCCCGAGACAGGAUACAAGACCUUGCCCGCAUCUUGCUCAGAGCACGCCCUGCGCGGCCUGGCGGGCGGCCUCAGCACGCCCGCACGGCCACAGAUGCUGCGCACCAUCAAGACGCGCCUGCAGCUGGCGCGGUCCCGCGAGGGCGGCGGGGCGGAGCGCAGGGGUAUGGGUGCGGGUGGCAGCACUGUGGAGUUGGCAGCACUGGGAGAAGCGGGAACAGGCAGAGAGGGGAGACGCGUGGCCAGAGAGGAGGCCAGCGUGUGCCUGCCUGCUUUGGAAGUGUUUCCCUGCCUGUUGAGUGCCUGUCGUGCCCUGGGAGACUUUGCUGCCAUGCCAGCUUGUAUCAUCUGCACUGCUGUCAUCCUUGCACUUGUCAGCUUCACCAAACUUUCCAUGUGGUAUGAGCACUGGGAUAAGAUGAAGAGCGUACGCAGCAAGUUUGUGGAUGUUUUGCGGCUGCACGUGCGGGGUGGAGCGGGGGGCAUGGGUCUGCUGUGCCUCAGGGGAGUGGGUGGCGCAGGGGGUGACGUACCACUUCUCACCCUGCUCUCCCUCUCACAGACCACUUCUCACCCUGCUCUCUUUCACAAACCACUUCUCACCCUGCUCUCCCUCUCACAGACCACUUCUCACCCUACCACUUCUCAUUCUGCUCACCCUCUCAUAGACCACUUCUCACCCUGCUUUCCCUCACAGACCACUUCUCACUCUGCUCUCCCUCUCACAGACCACUUCUCACCCUGCUCUCCCUCUCAUAGACCACUUCUCAUUCUGGCUGGUGCUGAGCUGACCAUUCCUGUCCCUACCGGCACCACCGUCUGGCUCGAGCAGCACCAGAAAUUGCUGGGUGAGAUAAACUGUGCAGGGGACAAGGUGUUGGUGGCUCGAGGUGGGCAGAGCAGCAACCCCAGCAACCAGUACAAUGGGCAGAAGGGACAGGGACACAUUGUGAAGCUGGAACUGAAGCUGUUGGCCGAUGUGGGUCUGGUGGGCUUCCCUAAUGCUGGCAAGUCCACACUGCUGUGGGCCAUCUCCAGAGCCAGACCCAAGGUGGCCAGCUACCCCUUCACGACGCUGCAGCCGACCCUGGGUGUGGUGGAGUACAGUGACAUGCGGCGGCUGACCAUCGCUGACCUGCCAGGACUCAUUGAGGGUGCCUGGGCCAACGUGGGGAUGGGGCACCGCUUCCUGCGCCACGUGGAGCGGACACACUUCCUCCUCUUUGUGGUGGACAUCAACGGCUUCCGGCUGUCACCCAAACAGCCAUACCGCUCACCCACCGAGAAUGUCAUGCUGGUCAACAGGGAGUUGGAGCUGUAUUCACCUGACCUGCUGAGUAAGCCAGCACUCCUUAUGGUGAAUAAGAUGGACUCUCCCAAUGCUGAGUCUCGCCUGCAGGAACUCCUUCACAACAUUAAGAGGAUGGAGGACUAUAUGUUGUGUUGCUCCUGUGGUGCCAAACUCACAGAGAACUCAUGGGAUAACUUUGUAAACAUCUCCAUUCCACUGUCUGAGGCAUCCCAGCUGGUGACCAUCCUGGGACACCCCCACCUCAUGGUCCAGACCCUCAGGAACCCUGCUGACCUUGCUUUUGACUUGGUGACUGUCAGGAGUGGGCUGCUCAGGAGUGGGAGAGGAUAUUUGAACCAGAAAGCAAAGCCAGCACAACCCACUUCAAAGCUUCCUUGGAGGGUUUCUAUGGACUCAUUCUAGAGAAACUGGUCACUGAGAAAUUUUCAGACUCCUCAUUGGCCUUCCCAAGCACCAGCAGUUUUAGCACAAUGGCACAAGACGGGUAGGACAUGGUGCCUCUCGACCUCGAGCUUCUGGCUGAGCUGGAGGAGGAAGCAACCUCUCACUAUACUGAGGAGGAUAACCAGUUUACAGAGCACUGCAAGAAGAGCCUGCCUAAGCCGCAAAUACUCCCUGCUGACAGAUUUGACCGCAACAGACAGUGCAGAGGCAACUUUAGGCAUCAAGACUACAGGAAGGAAGGAGGCUGCAGGGAUCAAGGGGAGUACAGAGGUCAUGGGAAUUAUAGGGAUCGUGGGAAUUACAGGGAUCACAGGAGGGAAUAUUCUGACCACAGGCAAGGGAGGUUUGUCAGUGACCACAGAGAUCAUGAUGACAGCAGAAGGGAUAGCAAGAAGAGGAAGUACAGGUCUGAGAAGGAGAGUGAUGAGUAUGGAAGAAGGAAUUACCAGUCCAGCAAAUACUACAAUGGGUGGGGGGGGUGUCAUCCUGUUGAGUUUUGUGAAUCCAGUGGCUGGUAUAUUUAUCUUUCAUCAGGGACUUCACACAAGCUUCCACGCCAUUAAUUCUUUGAGCAGUAACCAAAGGUUACUGACAUUUAAUUUACAUUUAAAUGCCUGCCUGCCUGUCUGUUCAUAUCUUUCUCUCACAACGUACUCACCAUUCACUUGUGAACAUUUAGAUUUUUAGGAAAUAUUUUUGAGCAAGUUCCUUCAUCACAAGGCAACCAUCUACUAAAAAGAAAGAAAAAUGGAAUAUAUGUUGGCAUUUCCUUGAUUGCUUUUGGUGUUAAUGUGUGACUUUCCAGAGUGACAAUACAAGUGUUAUCCCCACUACAAGUCAUGCACUAUAUAUAACAUCACUGAGUAUCUUUUCUCUCAUUUUCAUAUAAAUGUUUGUAACAUUUUCAUAUAAAUGUAUGCUAACUUUUAUGUGGACUUACUGUAAGAUUUUUUAAAAGUAAAGUAUUUUUCCAA